ACCAAAGCUAAACUCCCAGCUUUACACAGAGGCAAUACGUAAGCCUCAGAACAACAAGACGCACACAGCCCCAGAGGCACAGGAAAGCAGCUCGCACACAGCCCCAGAGGCACAGGGAAGCAGCUCACCUACUCCGGCCUUUUCCAUGGAGUACCUUUCAGCCUUGAACCCCAACGGCCUGCUGAGGUCAGUUUCCACUAUGGGCUCUGAGCUUGGCCGUAGGGUCUGGAACUCAGCCCCACCACCUCAGCGACCUUUCCGCAUCUGUGAUCACAAGCGGACAGUCCGGAAGGGACUGACAGCUGCCACCCGCCAGGAGCUGCUAGAUAAGGCUCUGGAGGCCCUGCUGCUUAGCGGAGUGCUGACCCUGGUGCUGGAGGAGGACGGGACUGCCGUGGAGAGUGAGGACUUCUUCCGGAUGCUGGAGGAUGACUCGUGUUUGAUGGUGCUAGAGCUGGGACAGAGCUGGAGCCCCAGGAGUGGGAUGUUGUCAUACGGCAUAGGACGGGAGAAGCCAAAACACAGUCAGGACAUUGCCCGCAUCACCUUUGAUGUGUACAAGCAAAAUCCUCGAGACCUCUUCGGCAGCCUGAACGUCAAAGCUACAUUCUAUGGGCUCUACUCCAUGAGCUGUGACUUUCAAGGAGUUGGACCCAAAAAAGUACUCAGGGAGCUCCUCCGAUGGACUUCCUCACUGCUGCAAGGCCUGGGUCAUAUGCUGCUGGGAAUUUCAUCUACCCUGCGCCACCUGGUGGAGGGGGCUGAGCGGUGGCAGUGGCACAAGCAGAAUCACCUCCACUCGUAAUGAAGAAGGCUUUGAGCAUGCGCCCUGAGACUGAUUCCAAGAGACACGAGAGCUGUAAGGCGUCUGCAGUGUUUGACUCCCUCAGAACGGAACCCACAGCAUGCUGCCUUGGUUCUCUAGUCUGCACAUUUCCUGAGGAUGCUGCCUAUCUUACCUACAUCUCCUGCCUUCUACUUAACCUGCAGAACCACAACCUUGUCCGAUGGCAUCCUGAUCUCACCAUAACUGCUGCUACAUCUAGAUUCUUACUGACUCCUAUCCCAAAGAUCCCCCAUACCAAUGACAACUGUCCCUAGCUUUACCUUGAGAUAACUUACCCCUAAAAAAUAAAAACAUCCCCCCACAAAA
Messenger RNA from Mesocricetus auratus (golden hamster), 1153 nucleotides. It is a transcript of the gene Cideb, whose product is annotated as cell death inducing DFFA like effector b. Bases 146 to 805 code for a protein of 219 amino acids. NCBI's taxonomy places the organism in Eukaryota, Metazoa, Chordata, Mammalia, Rodentia, Cricetidae. The record is from RefSeq and is a predicted model, not a curated record. Gene Ontology annotation, biological process: regulation of apoptotic process; apoptotic process. The transcript is spliced from 5 exons.